Mangifera indica (mango) is the source of this 1409-nucleotide messenger RNA. RefSeq names its product patatin-like protein 2. The record is from RefSeq and is a predicted model, not a curated record. The transcript has 7 exons. Lineage: Eukaryota; Viridiplantae; Streptophyta; Magnoliopsida; Sapindales; Anacardiaceae. The coding region runs from base 55 to 1311 and encodes 418 amino acids. Gene Ontology annotation, biological process: lipid metabolic process. Gene Ontology annotation, molecular function: monoacylglycerol lipase activity; glycerophospholipase activity.
UGAUCAAAUUAACUUCAGCUUUUAGUGUAUUGUCUUCCCAUUGCUAGUUUUGAGAUGCACAGAAUACCAUCUUCCCUUCUUCCCAUCCAUGCCCCAACUUAUGGGAAUCUGAUCACUGUUCUCAGUAUAGAUGGUGGUGGUAUAAGAGGGAUUAUCCCUGCUACAAUACUUGCUUUCCUCGAAACUCAACUUCAGGAGCUGGAUGGGGAAGAUGCCAGACUUGCAGACUACUUCGAUGUGAUCGCAGGGACAAGCACCGGUGGCCUUAUAACUGCCAUGCUGACGGCUCCAAAUGAAGAUAAUCGACCUCUCUUUGCUGCCAAGGAUAUCAAACAAUUUUAUCUCGACCACUGCCCCAAAAUCUUUCCUCAACAGAAGGGUAUAUGGGGCUCAAUUAGAAAGAUGUGGAGAUCAUUUAAAGGACCAAAAUAUGAUGGGAAAUACUUCAACUGGUUGGUAAGGGAUAAACUAGGAGAGACUAAAUUGCAUGACACCCUGAGCCAUGUUGUGAUUCCAACUUUUGAUAUCAAACGUUUGCAGCCAACCAUUUUCUCUACUUAUGAGGUGAAAAGAUCUCCAUAUCUGGAUGCUUCACUAGCUGACAUAUGCAUCAGCACUUCAGCAGCCCCAACAUACCUUCCUUGCCACUACUUCGAGAUCAAAGAUCAUGAGGGAACCAUUCGAGAUUUCCAUCUUGUUGAUGGUGGUAUAGCUGCAAACAAUCCGGCUUUAGUUGCAAUAACCCAAGUGACCAAACAAAUCUUUGAUGAAAAUCCCGAUUUCUUCCCAAUUAUGCCCAUGGACUGUGGCCGCUUUCUAGUGAUCUCAAUAGGCACUGGCUCACCAAAGAUAGAGCAGAAAUACGAUGCCGAAGAGGCAGCCAAAUGGGGCACGUUGAGUUGGUUUCUUCACGGUUGUUCCGUUCCAUUAGUGGAUAUGUUCACUCAAGCAAGCGUUGAUAUGGUAGAUUUCCAUAUUUCUGUGUUGUUCCGAGCACUUCAUUCUGAAAAAACCUAUCUCAGAAUUCAAGAUGAUACAUUGACUGGAAAAGAAUCUUCGGUGCACAUUGCCACGGGCGAAAACUUGGACAGGCUUGUGCAAAUAAGUGAAAGGCUAUUGAAGAAACCGGUUUCCAGGGUGAACUUUGAGACGGGGUUGUGCGAGCCAGUUGAAAAUGGUGGCACUAACGAGGAGGCUCUAAGGAAAUUUGCAAAAUGCUUUCUGAAGAGAGGAGACUUCGAGAGACCAAAUUAUCAAAAACCAACAGGGAAUUUGUUUGCGGAACCCGUUCAACUCCACAAUAGAAGAUAAAGCAUAUCAAUUAUUCAGAACUCUCCUAUGGAGUUGAAAAUCAUAACAUGUAAUAUUUCUUUAUUAAUUUAAUUCAUCUCAUAAAUAAUUAACCAUAA